AAAAGAUUAACGGGACAUGUCAGUCUAGUGGGCAUAACUCGAGCGCUGUGAACACAGGUUGGUGGGUUUAUUUGCGUCGCGGCUUCAGAGGAGGGCAAACCGCUCGUCAUUUGUCCGUCCUGACAGCAGUGAGAAAUUAUCUGUAAAAGAUGGAGGGAAACAAGAGGACUAUGAGGGAGCGCUGCGCCCUGAAGCAAGACAUCAUCAAAGAGUUUUUGGCCGAAUUUCUGGGGACGUUCGUCUUAAUACUCUUGGGCUGUGGGUCAGUGGCUCAGACGGUGUUGAGUCGGGGUGCGUUGGGAGAACCCCUCACCAUCCACAUCGGCUUCACACUGGGGGUCAUGCUGGCCGUCUACAUGGCUGGGGGAGUGUCAGGAGGCCAUGUAAACCCUGCCGUGUCUCUGGCCAUGGUGGUCCUGGGGAAGCUGCCACUGAAGAAGUUUCCUGUCUAUGUGGCGGCUCAGUUCCUGGGCGCCUUUGCUGGGUCGUGCGCUGUCUACGGCCUCUACUAUGACGCCUUAAUCGAUUACACCAACGGAGUGUUAACCGUCACGGGAGAGAAUGCCACAGCCAACAUCUUCGCUUCCUACCCGGCCAAGCACCUGUCUGUCCUCAACGGCUUUGCGGACCAGGUGAUUGGUGCUGCGACGCUGGUCCUGUGUAUCUUGGCAAUCACCGACAAGAAGAACAUCGGAGCACCUAAAGGCAUGGAGCCGCUGGUCAUCAGCCUGUCCAUCCUCGCCAUCGGCGUGUCCAUGGGCCUCAACUGCGGCUAUCCCAUUAACCCUGCCCGUGACCUGGGGCCACGGCUCUUCACUGCCGUGGCUGGGUGGGGCUUCGAGGUGUUCAGUGCUGGGAACUGCUGGUGGUGGAUCCCUGUGGCCGGUCCUCUGGUUGGGGGUGUGGUGGGAGCCAGCAUCUACUUCCUGCUCAUCGAGCUGCACCAUCCCGAACCACAGAGGCACACAGAGGACGAGAACAACGUCAAGGACAAAUACGAGAUCAUCACCAUGAGCUAAACACAAAACAUACACACACACACACACACACACACACACACACACACACACACACACACACACUCACACACAUACAACGUGUGCUAUACCUACAGACGGCUAAUGAUAUACAUAUACACACACACACACACACAUCAGCAUUUCACAGAUCAGACACAAUUUACAACUUUGUUAAACUAUACAGCUGAGCUAUCUUUCUCUCCUCUUUUGCACUCCCUCUCUCUAUCCCUCUCUCUUUCACUCUCUCCAAAAUGACAGAACUCUGUUCAUUUCGUAAAUGUACCUCUGCAACAGAGCACCAGUUCUUUUCCAGUCCUCCAGGUGAAUUUUCUCACUCACACACUCAGCACACGCUUCUAGUCCUCGGGCACAUUUGAAAAAAAACGUCUGUUUCCACUUUUGCUAGUGCUUGUACUUUCUGCCCCACAUCUAACCCAACAGAACAAGCCAGCGCUGUGUUGCAUAGCAGGGGAACAUUUGGAUGGAUGCACUUCCACCCAUGCCAUUACAUUACAUGCAUUAUGCAUGCUAGUGAUUGGUCAAUUUAUUAGUCAACCAUUGAUGUUUUUUUUUUUUCAUGAUUUCUGAUGACAGGCGUCCGUCAGAGGGGUCAGAUGUGGCAAAGGUUGUACACACAGUAUGUGCCUGAUAGUAUGAUGCCUGAGCUUGCAGCAUCUAUGUGUGUUACAUGGGGGAACAUAGUCCUGCCGUAUGAGUUUAUAUUUAUUUAUUUAUCUCUCUCUGGUGACUGGCUGCUCCCUCCAAGUAGCCACAGUCAGGGUAAGACCCAGCUAAGCCAUUAGUAGCCAGAGGCCAUUCAUUUUCAAUGAGUGAAACCGUGGAAACGGCAAAACUACACACCACAGCUGCCUCACAGGUAUUUUUAGAUAUUAUGGGAUGGAACUGUCAGGAGACUCUGCAUUACUCCAACAGACCAUCAAUUUUUCACAUCUGUGUGUGUUUGUGUGUGUUCAUCUAAAGAGGCUGCACAGAGAAAGAUGUGUGUGUGUGCGUGUGUGUGUGUGUGUGUGUGCGUGUGUGUGGUAUUCUUCUGAAGUCACUCAUAGACAUUUGUGUGCUGUUUGUCUAAAGCAGCCACAUAGAAGUGUGUGUGUGUGUGUGUGUGAGGUCCCCUAGAGAUUUAUUACAGUAGAGUAGAGAGUGACGGAGCCAGUUUUUCUUCAUGUUGUUUAUCCUCAGGCAACGCAGGCCGAAUCAACCUUAAUGUUGUAGAGAUGAACACACACACAAACACACACACACACACACACACACACACACACACACACACACACA
This is a messenger RNA of Clupea harengus (Atlantic herring), 2315 nucleotides long. RefSeq names its product aquaporin 9b (gene aqp9b). The record is from RefSeq and is a predicted model, not a curated record. Gene Ontology annotation, biological process: glycerol transmembrane transport; water transport. Lineage: Eukaryota; Metazoa; Chordata; Actinopteri; Clupeiformes; Clupeidae. Gene Ontology annotation, cellular component: basolateral plasma membrane; plasma membrane. Gene Ontology annotation, molecular function: water channel activity; glycerol channel activity; urea transmembrane transporter activity.